Molecule: messenger RNA, 1338 nt
Organism: Saccharomyces eubayanus
Lineage: Eukaryota; Fungi; Ascomycota; Saccharomycetes; Saccharomycetales; Saccharomycetaceae
Gene: CLP1
Product: cleavage polyadenylation factor subunit CLP1
Exons: 1
Coding region: 1-1338 (445 amino acids)
Biological process (GO): tRNA splicing, via endonucleolytic cleavage and ligation
Cellular component (GO): mRNA cleavage factor complex; nucleus
Molecular function (GO): polynucleotide 5'-hydroxyl-kinase activity
Source: RefSeq, a predicted model, not a curated record
AUGGCAACCCUACCUGGUAUUGAUGAGCACACCGCGUCUGAAGAACUGAUAACUGGAGAUAAUGAAUGGCACAAAUUGGUUAUUCCCAAAGGCAGCGAUUGGCAAAUCGAGCUUAAAACUGAAACAAAACUGAUGAUCAAGGUGAACUCAGGCAUAGCUGAAAUAUUUGGCACUGAAUUGGCACUAGAAGAGGAAUACACCUUCCAGAGCUGGAAGUUUCCCGUAUACGCUGUUGAGGAAACAGAACUGGCGUGGAAAUGCCCGGACUUAACGACAAAUGCGAUUUCAAUAAAGCAUAAUCAUACUAUGAAAUAUAUAUAUAAUCUGCACUUCAUGUUGGAGAAAGUAAGAAUGUCCAGUUUUGAGGGCCCUCGAGUGGUGAUUGUUGGUAAUUCGCAAAGUGGGAAAACCUCCUUAUCAAGGACAUUAUGUUCAUACGCGCUGAAAUUUAACUCUUAUCAGCCUUUAUACAUCAACCUCGAUCCUCAACAGCCUACUUUCACCAUACCGGGAUGCAUAUCUGCCACUCCGAUAUCUGACAUACUUGACGCACAGCUGCCCACCUGGGGCCAGAGUCUUACCAGUGGUGCCACACUGCUGCAUAAUAAGCAGCCGAUGGUCAAAAAUUUUGGCCUGGAAAGAAUCAAUGAAAACAAAGACAUAUAUCUCGAGUGCAUAAACCAAUUGGGCCAAUUAGUGGGCCAGAGGUUACAUACGGAUCCACAAAGCAGGAGGUCAGGGUGCAUCAUUGAUACUCCAUCAAUAGCACAAUUGGAUGAAGGCUUGGGUGAACUACAUCAUAUGAUCAAGAAAUUCAACGCCAACAUUUUGGUAGCACUAUGCCCGGAAACCGAUCCUCUAUGGGAGAAAAUUAAAAAAGAGUUUGGUCCAGAAUUGGGGAACAAUAACAUCUUUUUCAUUCCCAGCUUAGAUGGUGUCUCUUCCGUUGAUGAUGUAUAUAAGAGAUCCUUGCAGAGAUUAUCCAUAAGAGAGUACUUUUACGGCUCGCUGAAUACAGCUCUAAGCCCUUAUGCAAUUGGCGUAGAUUAUGAAGACGUCACGAUCUGGAAACCUAGUAACGUUUUCGAUAAUGAGGUUGGGAAGGUGCAGCUGUUCCCUGUAACAAUAACCCCAAGCAAUCUACAGCACGCAGUCGUAGCUAUAACAUUCGCGGAAAGAAGAGCAGAUCAAGCAGCUGUGAUCAAGUCGCCUAUUUUAGGAUUUGCCUUGAUCACAGAAGUUAAUGAAAAGAGACGUAAGCUAAGAAUUUUAUUACCUGUGCCAGGACGACUCCCCAACAAGGCGAUGGUUCUAACCUCGUAUAGAUACUUAGAAUAG